Molecule: messenger RNA, 2557 nt
Organism: Ornithorhynchus anatinus (platypus)
Lineage: Eukaryota; Metazoa; Chordata; Mammalia; Monotremata; Ornithorhynchidae
Gene: GINS2
Product: GINS complex subunit 2
Exons: 5
Coding region: 3-566 (187 amino acids)
Biological process (GO): DNA replication; double-strand break repair via break-induced replication
Cellular component (GO): GINS complex; nucleus
Source: RefSeq, a predicted model, not a curated record
AAAUGCUUCUACUAAGAGUACAAUGGAAUUGGUAUAUAUGGUUGCUGUCCUCAAGAACCUUAGUGGGAUCCGGAGGAGGUGUUUCUGGAAUAGAGCUGGGAGAUCUAGGACCUUUUAAUCCUGGUUUGCCUGUGGAAGUGCCCCUCUGGCUGGCAAUCAAUCUGAAACAGAGGCAGAAAUGCCGGGUGAUCCCUCCGGAGUGGAUGGAUGUUGAGAAAUUGGAGGAGAUCCGGGAUAAGGAACGAAAGGAGGAUACCUUCACUCCAAUGCCUAACCCAUACUAUAUGGAAUUGACCAAGUUGUUGUUAAAUCAUGCUUCAGACAACAUUCCCAAAGCAGAUGAAAUCCGGACCUUGAUCAAGGAUACGUGGGACACGCGAAUAGCUAAACUUCGGCUCUCUGCAGACAGCUUUGUCAGACAACAGGAAGCGCAUGCCAAGCUGGAUAACCUGACCUUGAUGGAGAUCAACACUAAUGGGGCAUUCCUUACACAAGCCCUCAACCAUAUGUAUAAACUCCGCACAAAUCUCCAUCCUGCCGAAAGUGCCCAGUCUCAAGAUUUCUAGAAGAAACUAGCCCACGGCAGUAGCCGAUGAGUUCCCUUUGUAAUCACUGAACUCCCUUAGGCUUCAUUUGAGUCAUAGGUGGCUGUGGCUUGGCUACCCUUGUGGAGCCUGGAAUGAAGUCUUGAUGGACCAGACUAUUCUAGUCUUCCUUAAGGAUUUUGCUGCAAACCAUGGACAGGUUUUGUAAUAUAAAAAAAAAUGUGUGUGUGUGUUUAACGUGUGUAGCAAGCAAUCAUUUCUUGUAGCUCUGUAGAUAAUAGAAGCAGGCUUGAGGCUGAAUAUUAAUCAUAAAACCUCUAUCAGCCGCACAGAGGGCACUUCUUCGUCUCCAACACUAUCUCGGUCAGCCUCGGCUGUUCAGAAAAAUCAUCUUCGCAAAACAAAUGAUUCCAGCCGGCAGAUCGUUCAGCUCUCCUGCACAGAAGCUGCCAUGCAGAGAUGAAUGCGGCUGCAGCAGAUAGGUGCCGCUUCUAAGGUCUAGCUCUAUUCUUUGUGGGCAGGGUGGAUUUUUCCCUUGACUGGUUGGGACUGUCAUAAACUGCAGAUAAAAAAAGAAAUAGAAGUGGCAUCUUGAAUUUAUUCUCCUUUCCUUGCUCACGUUCCGUUGGCCUGGCAUUGUUUUACCAACUCUACCACAGAGUCAUCCAACUAAGGAAGAUGACGAAGUGGGUUAGCCUUCGAUGGCUUUGGGGCUGCUUUUGUGGUUUACUGCCCCGGUUUCUUUUAGCCCUAUGCUAGUAGUGAUUUGUAAUGAGAGAAUCUCAUUUUGCAGGCAAGUGACGGGAACAGGGUAGGGAUGUUGAGAUAAAAUAACCUUAUUUGGGGAAAGAGCCGACUGAGUGCCGCUGCUCAAGAUGAAGCGCCAAGGAAAAGCGUGGUGGGGUUUCAGUACUUCUUGAAUAAGGUAUUAAGACUGUUUUGUUGCUGAUUUAGGAAAUGGUGGCAUCUCAAAGGUGCCUAACAUCCCUAAAUGUUUUUCAGGAGCCUCUAUCAGUCAUUCCAAAUGCAAUUGUGAAUUCAUAAUUCUACACAAACCUGAAGAGAGAUGUCAUAAAUUUGGGUUUGGGAGGCAGGUGGCAGUAGUAGUUUUGCAUAUAAAAAGUUCCACGUUGCCUGGCAGGGAGGCAAAGUGGAAAGGCUGAACUGUGGGGAAUGGGCAGUCUUCCUGCCCACUUACUUUAGCCAGAUCGGCUUAAGACACUUUGAUCUAGUGGUUGAGCCAAGGCAAUAAACAGGAGGCUUGCAGUCUUCUCAACUCGAUCACUGCUGCCUAAUUUGAGCAUUGUUGCCAUUGGGAAUCUAUGGGGAUCUCUGGAAACUACUGGAUGCAAUUGCUCAGCCUGUAGUUAAAGAACAAGGACAAAGUUCAGUUUCUUCAGUCCUUCUAUGCUUCUUCCCUGGGAAGUUAAGUAACAGAGGGGAAUCCUGGUGGAGAUGAGCCCAAAUUCCCGAGGAAUUAAAGUGCUGGGGCUUUGGUAGUUUGAGCACUAAGUAGCAUGGGCGUAUCGUCAUCAGUGCACCAGUAUGGUGGUCUGAUCGCCCCUCAAGUUUGUAGAGCACUUCAUUAAGUGGCAGAGUGGGAUUAGACCAACAUCUAACUCCCAGUCUGGUGUUCUUUCUGAUAGACCACACUGCUUCACACUUCCCUCAGUGCUUUUCUCAUUUUAUCCUUACAACAGCCAUAGGAUGAAAGGACUUCUGUCGUCACUUUACAGAUGAGGAAAUAGACCCAGAAAGGUUAAUGGUUUUGCCAAACUGGGCAGCGGUAUAACUGGUCCUAGAACUCCGGUCUCCUACCUUCCAGGUCUGGACUUUGUCUCUGAACCAACCUGCUUGAUGAAUCAAUAAGCCUUAACUGCCAUCUGGUGGCACCAUCCUAGGGAAUUAAAAAGUAGGAAAGAUCAGACCUACUUAGUAUUUGCGCAUUUCAGUCGAUGCUUUUUAUAUUUUUCUUAUUUGGAACAAAAAUAAAAAAAAAGUGUACUUGACUG